AUGGCAAAUAGCGAAGAGGAUCUCGACAUUCGGAGCUCGAGGCUACGCCUAGCUGAGCCAUCCAUCUCAACCCUCUCAGACCGAUCAGCACCCUUGCCGACAUCGUCAACGAUCAAGUCAGUGACGGUCGAAUUAGAUGGAAUAGGAACUUCAUGGCGCGACCAUAUCAAUAUCGGCGACGUCUCCCCCUCGGCCAUUUUUCUGGCCGCAUGGGCGAUGAUACUCCGCGCAUAUACAGACUCGGACAGCGUCUAUUUUGGACACGCAUUCACGACGCAGCAGAGGCCCACGAACGGCCACAAUGUGCUCCUCGGACCGCAGGUCAAUCUGCUGCCUUGUUCUUUGGUGCUCGAAGGAGGGGCCACCAUUCUGGAGACAGUUCGAGAGGCGCAGCAAGACUUGAACAGAGGACAGACAAAUCAAGGCGUCACCAUGGACGAGAUGCGCAGCCACAUCGGCAUGGAAAAUAAUGGCUUAUCCAACACUUGUAUGCUGUUCUCGGCUGGUUCAGAAACUUUUCCCAACUUGGGAUCUGGUGUCCUCGCCCAAGAUAUUGCUGACAUGGGCGUCUUCCCACAGCAUGACAUUGUCAUUCACGUAUCGUCUUCGAAGCAGCUCGUCUUGCUAUACCAGAGCCAUUGUUUAUCGAAUGACCUGGCUAUCCACAUUGCUGGCGCUCUGAAAGCGGCACUCGCGUCCAUCAUCAAUUCGCCACAUCUGACCAUUGCAGAAGUUGAACUUUUCAGCAAAGUCGAUGAAAAGAAACUAUUGCAGUGGAAUAGAACAGCCCCCGUUGCAUUAGAAUCGUGCCUCCACGACCUGAUCAAUGAGCAGUGUGACUUACAUCCCGAUUCGACUGCCGUUGUUGCCUGGGACGGGUCCCUUACAUAUGGCCAGCUCGAUUGUCUGUCGAAUACUGUCGCCAAAGAGCUUCGCCUCGCUGGUGUAGGACCAGAUGUUUUUGUGGCAGUCUGCGCCGAGAGAUGCAAGUGGAUUCCAGUUGCUAUGCUAGGAAUCAUAAAAGCAGGAGGUGCCUUUUGUGCUCUCGAUCCCUCACAUCCCCCCGGUCGCUUGAGGGAUAUGUGCAAGGCGCUGCGGUCAACGGUGGUGAUAACAACGGUAAGCGAUGCCAACAAAGCAGGCCAACUGGGCUUGACUGCUAUCGUCGUUGAUGAUGAGUCUACGAUGGCACCCGGGCCCGCGAAGCGCAGCCUGGGGCAACUUUCACCGUCCAACACGCGGCCGAGCAAUGCACUCUACUCAGUCUUCACGUCAGGGUCUUCGGGGAGCCCAAAGGGGCUGGUCAUGGAGCAUGGUUCAUUCGCCUCGACUGUGUUGGCCUGCUUAAAGCCUCUGGAUAUUCGGCCGGACGAUCGCAUACUUCAUUUCGCCUCCUACGCUUUUGAUCUCAGUGUUUUCGAAGUGCUCACAGCACUGGUAUCCGGAGCGUCUGUGGCUAUUCCGUCAGAGAUGGCGCGUAUGGAAUGUCUGCCGCGAGCCGCGACAGAACUCCAAGCGACGUGGACGUUUCUCACACCAACGGUCGCUCGGAUGUAUAGGCCUGCUGACUUUCCUACGCUGCGGACAGUAUCGCUUGGGGGCGAGCUUCUACAGAGAUCGGAUAUCGAACUCUGGAGGUCGAAGAAUCUCAUCACUGGCUACAAUCCUGCUGAAUGCUGUCCACUUGGCAUUUCCGGCCCAGCUCAGCUCUCCGAGGCGAACUUCCUGGGUUGGCCAUUCGCGUCACAUGCGACUUGGGUCGUGGACAGUCGAGAUUUUCAAAAGCUCGUGCCUGUAGGCGCCAUAGGCGAGCUCGUCAUCGAGGGACCGGCCGUUGCGAGGAGCUAUCUCCACGACCCCGAAAACGCGGAUCCCGACUCGCCCUUCAUCCUCUCCCCUCCGCGGUGGUUGUCUCGUUUCCGCGGCAAGGCAUCGUCGAAUACCCGUCUGUAUCGAACAGGUGACUUGGUACGUUACGGUUGCAACGGCGCUCUGCACUAUAUCGGGCGGAAAGACUUCCAGAUCAAGAUUCGGGGGCAGAGAGUCGAACUUGGGGAAAUCGAGUCUCAGCUACGUGCUGCUUUGUCUCCGGGAAAUCAUCACGCGGCUGUUGAAGCAGUGAAGCGUGAUGGGUGUACCACGUUGAUCGCGUUUCUCUCCGUGGAUACAUCAAAUCCGGUGGCACAUCAGGAUCCGGCGCCAACUGCACGUUUGCAAGACGUCACACCGGAGUUGGACACCUACAUAGAAGGUGUGAUCUCGAGGCUCCGGGGUAUUCUGCCUUCCACCAUGAUUCCGGCAACUUUCUUGCCCGUGACAUACAUACCCGUGUCGAAAAGUGGAAAGACGGAUCGAAAACAGUUGAGAGCCUUGGCCUCGUCAUUGUCUCAGGAUGAACUGUUUCGUCCGCGUGCCGGGCUGCCAAGGACCAAUUUGCCAGAAACAGAUGACGAGCGCCGCUUGCAAGCCCUGUUCGCGCGUGUACUAGGAAUAUCGCCCGACAGGGUCGGUGCUGAUAGCGAUUUCUUCCGCUUGGGCGGCGAUUCCGUACAAGCCAUGAAGCUGCUAGCUUUGGUCUCCGAGGAAGAGCUCUUUGAUCUUACAUACGGCGACAUUUUUCUGCACCCAAGACUGAGAGACAUGGUCAGCGUAUCGAGGUCCAGGUCCAGUUUUACGGCGAGCGACAAAGAGUCGGUUUCGACAGACUCUAGUCUGCCUCCGUUUUGCCUUGUCAGAGACGAAGAUUCACUCAUGAGAACCGCAAGCGAUCAGUGUGGUGUAAGCACAAAGGACAUUGAGGACAUUUACCCCUGUACCCCUACCCAAGCAAGUCUCAUGGCCAUGGCUGGCAUGGCUGAAGAUCCGUGUGUCUCGGUUCAAUCGUUCAGAUUGAUAGAUGGCGUUGAUAGCGCCCGCGUGAAGGAGGCAUGGAGCAUCGCCGCCAAAGGCCAUCCCAUCCUUCGGACACGCAUUGUUCAGAGCAAGACUGGAUCUUUCUUUCAGGUCGUCGUGAGAGGAAGUAUCUGCUGGACAGAUGACACGGGCAGAGAUGGCUCAAGUCGACGAUUUCGCCCAUCCUUCGACCUGGGCAGCCCAUUGGUCCAGCUAUGUGUUGUGAAAGGCCGGCUACUCGUUGCCUUGCAUCAUUCACUUUACGACACUUGUUCACUGUCUCGGCUGCUGGAUCAAGUUGAUGAAGCCUAUUGCCAGCUCUCAGUCUGCCAGCUGCCUCCGAUGAAUCGUUAUGUGAAGCAUAUAGCAGAGUCGCUCGAUGCUGCCGCCUCGUUUUGGAAAGCUGAGCUGGAAGAUGCAGAGCCUACGCAUUUUCCCCAGCCACCAUCGAAACAUGUCGACAGGGGCACAUUCACGCCAAGAACAAAUCCAAUCAACGCGAGAAUUCCAACUGAUGCAACCCGCAAGAGCAACGUGGAAUCUCAGCUACAGCUGGCCUGGGCCAUGACUUGUUAUAGUUUUACCAAGAAUCAAGACGUCAUCUUUGGAGUUAUUUCUGACGGGCGUAAGACUCGCGUUGAAGGCGUGGACAAGAUGCUCGGUCCUACUUGUGCCGUGACCCCUCUUCGAGUUCUCAUCGACCCAGCUCAGGAGGUAACGGAGGCUCUGGAAGAGCUAGAGUAUCGUGCUGAGGAACAGGCAAUGUACACACACUUUGGCUUGUCCCGAAUCAGUCAACUGGGUCAAAACGCCGCAGCAGCUUGCCAGUUCCAGACGUUGCUCAUCGUUCAACCCGAUCAUUCAGAGAUCCAGGGAGCCUGGUUUUGUGAGCACGAGGUGCUCUACGAUUCUAUAGAGCCCAGGCAGCAUUCCUUGACGUUGAAAUGUCUAUCCAAGCCUGGUUUCAUCGACAUGACGGCUCUUUUUCACCGGUCAAUGUUGCCCGACACUCAGAUGCAACAGAUUUUGUUGCGGUUCCGACACAUUUUCGCACAGAUUCACGACUCUAGUGCCCGGUCCUCCUUCACCUUGAAGGAUAUCGAUGUGGAGAUUCCUAAAAAAACAAGAGAUGCUGGCGACUCGAACUUGAACCGGAAACACGUUGGUGGUGACUACGUAGCUGUCAAUUUGCUGUCUAGCAGAGACAUUUUGUUCUACAACUCGACGCCUGACAGCCAAGCUCAUCACACGCAACAUAUGGUCGAUAACGCCUUGGAGGAAGCAGCGCUAGUUCAAAGCCAAAUCUCGUCGGGUAGGACCAACAGAGGGCGUGGAAACCAGCAAUUGAGUCAGGCGUCAGGAGUAGUGAACCUCGUGGCGGAGAUUGAUGGAUACGACCAUAUCGUCGCUAGUACACAGCAACAGAGAGUCCCCGACCCAGAAACAGGUUCACAAGGCGUCAAGCCACUUACUGUAUUUUUAACCGGCGCCAACGGGUUCAUCGGAACGGAGCUUCUUCGCCAGUUACUAGAGAGCAAGAAGAUCCGCCGCGUGAUUGCCCUGGUGCGAGGCAGCUCGACGCAGGAGGUCAGCAGACGCACAAUCGAUUCAGCAAAGAGGGCGUUGUGGUGGACUGACGACCACGCCGCCAAGCUUGACGUGUGGCCUGGUGAUCUGUCGUUGCCGCACCUAGGCCUUGAUCAAACGCACUGGAACAUACUUGAAGAGGGCGGGACAGUCGACGCCGUCAUUCACAACGGAGCUUCGGUGCAUUGGCUGAAGAACUACGCAGCUCUGGAGGCAACCAACGUUCGUUCGACGGCGGAGCUGCUGCGGAUUGCAGUAAGAACGCCUCGGAUGAGGUUUACAUAUGUCUCAAGCGCCAGGUACCAAGAUCCUCUUGACGAAGUAGAGGAGGAGGUGGCAACGCAACUUGCUGCCGGCGGCAUUCCCUACAGCCAGACCAAAUUUGUGUCCGAGUCUCUGGUCCGGCGCGCGGCAGCACGCAUGCCCGCUGUGCUCUUGAACGUCGCCGUUGUUGGCCUGGGUCUUGUGAUAGGCACGCCUACUGAAGGCGUUGUGAACUCGGAUGACUACGUCUGGCGAAUGAUUGCGGCCUGUAUCAAAGCCGGCGUGUGCAAUGCUGAUGAUUUGGAUAGGUGGUUUCCCAUUUCAGACGUGGCGCGUGCAGCGAGAAUCAUCAUCGACACGGCGUUGGAGCCCAUGACGAUGCCUGGGCCAGUGAUGCAGGUUACUGGCGGAAUUACCUGGAGAGAUAUAUGGGACAUCGUCAUGGAAAUGGGCUACGCUGUGCAAAGCAGGCCGGCCAAGGAGUGGUUGAUGACUAUUCGCCGAGACAUUGAGGUUGAGCAGGAGAAUCACCCGCUCUGGACGCUGGCACACAUGGUUGAGGGAAGUAUCGAGCAUGCGGAGCAGACGUGGGCAAAUAGCUGGCACGGCAACGAGGCUUCAUCUGUGAGAUUAAAGUGUGCUGUCAAGCGCAGCUUGGAGUUUCUCAGUGACAUUGGAUUCAUCCCAAAGUCUAGUCACGAGAGUCAAGGGAAAGGAAGACAGGGCCUUAGAGGUGCGUUUUCUAGGUCAUAG
This is a messenger RNA of Metarhizium album ARSEF 1941, 5496 nucleotides long. RefSeq names its product peptide synthetase 3. Gene Ontology annotation, molecular function: phosphopantetheine binding; catalytic activity. The coding region runs from base 1 to 5496 and encodes 1831 amino acids. The transcript is spliced from 2 exons. Gene Ontology annotation, cellular component: cytoplasm. NCBI's taxonomy places the organism in Eukaryota, Fungi, Ascomycota, Sordariomycetes, Hypocreales, Clavicipitaceae. Gene Ontology annotation, biological process: amino acid activation for nonribosomal peptide biosynthetic process; secondary metabolite biosynthetic process. The record is from RefSeq and is a predicted model, not a curated record.